Messenger RNA from Xenia sp. Carnegie-2017, 3843 nucleotides. Its product is annotated as receptor-type tyrosine-protein phosphatase S-like. Gene Ontology annotation, molecular function: carbohydrate binding; protein tyrosine phosphatase activity. Gene Ontology annotation, biological process: protein dephosphorylation. The transcript has 28 exons. The record is from RefSeq and is a predicted model, not a curated record. Lineage: Eukaryota; Metazoa; Cnidaria; Anthozoa; Malacalcyonacea; Xeniidae. Bases 134 to 3463 code for a protein of 1109 amino acids.
AUUAUAUUUUUCUGUUUAAGAAAGAGACUAUAGUAAAUUUCACUAAGCUUACUUCCUUUUAGAAUUCUUUAUAUCAACUAUAUAAUUCUCAGUAAGAAUACAAGCUGGAAAUUUAGAACAAAAGGAGGCAAAAAUGGUAUAUUUCUUUAAUAUUUUCGCUCACGUCUUGUUCUUGGUCGGUUCCUUCCACUUGAUUACAGCUUUAUCGUGUGAAGCUUCCAGAGGAAAACUACUGGAAUGUGGAAAUAAUGUAAAACAGCAAGAUCAAUGUCCAAAAACAUGUUGUUUUGACAAAACAGUAAAUCCUCCGUGUUAUUUCAAAGAAAGAGUUUAUGGUCCUAUUCAACACGCCAACGGUCGUUGUAUAAAUGUAAAAGAUGCGAACACUCUCAUUUGGUCGCAUGAUUGCACGUCAAGAGAUGCUUUAUUCUUAGUCUCAUUUGAGUAUCCACCGUAUCACGUUGCUACAGGAAAAUGUGUCGUACCGAGCAGUUUUGCUGGUAUUCCAUUGGCAUCAUCAGAUCCUGGCACAAAUGUUAGUCUUAUAUUAUUAACUAAAUUUUGCGGUGGUAAAAUAGGAAGAUAUCAACCAACUAAUAAUGGAAAUUUAGAAUACUAUCAUGGAAAGACUCCAUACGAUAUAUGUAUUGGUGGUUCAUCGGUUUUAAACAAUAAAUGGAUACCUCAUCAAAAUGAAGUAGUGGCUAUGGUGGAAAACGUGUGCAAAGUGGAUAACUUAUGCAAAUUGCACUAUGUUUACGAAAGAAAGUUUGGAAACAAAGAACAUUUAAAUAUUCAAUGCAAUAAAUUAUGUCCUACAUGGUUCAUUGACGUACACUCAGCAGAAUAUGGUGUUUUGAUGAAAGAAAAUGGGAAUGAAAGAAAACCUUAUAAGAUAUCGUUGGACAAAAAAAAAUGCGUUUCGUCAUCUGCUUUGAGCUUAGUGAAAAAGCGAUGCCAUGGAAAUAAAGAAUGCUCGUUUGAAGUACAAAAAAAUGACUUUUUAUCCACGCCAUCCCAGUGCAGCACAACGCCAUUUCUACUCGUUUACUACACUUGCACAACACUGGAAAAAGUGAGCAUUAAGACACCCGGAGCGACCAUCAGCACUGAUGAAUCAAAAAGUAACACUUUGGCAUCCACAACAACAACUGCUACGACAGGUCACAAAAUAACAACAGAAGACAGUAAAUUCAACAACAAAGAUGGCGAUGACCCAGUACCUACAACGGAAUCUACGAAGACAUACCUCAAUGCCACUUCAAAAAAAGAGAUAAACUCGGGAAACGUAGUUGUCCUUGCUGCUGCUGCAGUUGGUGCAGUUCUGAUUAUUUUUCUGGCUUUGUUGAUAAUUUGUUUUUUAUGCAAAGCACGGCGGAAACCAAUCUCCCGUAAUUUGUACAUGAAACCCUUAAAAUGUAAGAAAAAUUCAAAAGACGAAAAACACUUAUCCCUCAACAUGAACGAAGAUGUUCAAGGGAAUACAAAUGUUGCAACGGCACUAUCUGACGACUUGUACGCAACACCUUAUAAUGCUGACGAAGAUUGUACGGUAACAAUAAACGAUUUGUACGCAGUACCAGACAAGGUUGAUGAAAAGAAGAUUGAGACGCCAUUCGAAGACUUUUACACCAAACCUGAAAAAACACGACAGCAUGCAUUGGAAGAUCUGUACGAAACUAAACCAGAAAUCUACAGUUCUGUAGACAAACAUACAGGAGUGAAGAUAACAAGAUUCUUGAUGUAUGUUGAAGAGAUGAAAAAGAAUGAGAGUUUUGGUUUCGAAAAAGAUUUUAAGGAACUGCCGACUGGUCAAAUACACCCUUGGGAUGUCGGUAAAAGUGCCAAGAAUGCAAAAAAGAAUAAAUACAAAAAUAAUAUUGCUUAUGAUCAUUCGCGGGUUGUUUUAUCUGGAGCAGAUAGUUAUAUCAAUGCAAACUACAUUCAGGGAAUUCAAUCAGAAAUAUACAUAGCUGCACAAGGUCCUACCUCUGAGACUGUGAAUGACUUUUGGAGAAUGAUAUGGGAACAAGAUUGCACGUCAAUCAUAUGUUUGACUAAAAUGGUAGAAAUGGGAAAGGUAAAAUGUCUUAAAUACUGGUCAGAUGACGAGAUUACCUUUGGCGAAAUCGUUGUAAAAACUAGCAAGACUGAAAUGUUUGCCGACUAUGUCAUACGAUAUUUGCAUAUGGAAAAGGAUGGAGAAGGGAAAAAGGUCACCCAGUUUCAUUUCCUAUCUUGGCCAGACAAUGAUGCACCUAGAUAUCCCACGAAGCUUUUAGUUUUCCGACAACGCUUCCGAGUGAUGCAUUGCACUGAUUCAAGGCCAAUCGUAGUACAUUGCAGUGCUGGUGUUGGAAGAACUGGGACGUUUAUUGCGCUAGAUAUGUGUCUACGUCAUGUCAACGAUUUAAAUAAGCAAACAGUGGAUAUUAAAGAGACCGUUAAAAAAUUGAGAAAUCAACGAAGCAAUAUGGUUCAUACUUUGCAACAAUACACCUUCUUACAUGAAGCUGUCCUCGAGAUCUUUCUAUGUGGCGUCACAGAAGUUGCAGCACAAGAUUUGCGUACAGAGAUCGAAAGACUUGAGCAAAAGGAGCUGAACAAAUCUUUGAAUGGAUUUGAAAUUGAGUUCAAUACACUUUGCUCGGUUUGUCCUUCAUUCACCGCUGAAGAAUGUACGACAUCUCAACUUCCCGAGAAUCUAUCCAAGAACCGCGACAUUAACAUUUGUCCAGCGGAAAAUUUCCGUGUGUACCUUCCUGGAAGAAAAGCAGGAGAAGAAUGUUACAUCAAUGCCACAUACGUGCACGGCUACAGUAAAGCCAAGGCCUAUAUUGCCACGCAGACACCCCUUGCUCACACCAUCAACGACUUUUGGAAGAUGGCAUUUGAAAACAAAACGGUUGUCAUAGUAAUGCUAAAUACCAUUAACGAAUGUUGGGAAAGUUAUCCACAGUAUUGGCCAAAAGAACUUAACAACGAACAACAGUAUGGUGAUUUGUUUGUAGAAUUGGUGUCAUUCGAGAGUCAUGUACCCAUCGUUUUGCGCAAACUUAUCAUCCGCAGCAAAACCACAGAGAAAGCAGUUGUUGAACACGUUGUCAGACACGUGCAGUUUACAAAGUGGUCAGAACACGAGUUUCCCAAAAGUUACAAUGACGUCAUUGAUCUUCUGAACACUGUUGAAGAAGCACAACAGCGUGCACCUAACGGAGUAAUUAUCGUUCAUUGUAGCAAUGGAGCACAUAAGACAGGGACUUAUCUGACAUUGGCCAUCCAAAGAGAUCGUAUUCGAACAGAGCAUGUACUCGAUAUCUUCCGAUGCAUCAAAGUGCUACGAGAAGAACGCCCACAGUUCGUUCCUGAUGUGGAACAUUAUCGUUUCUGUUACUACGUUAUGCUCACCUUUAUUGAAUCGCUUAUGACGUAUGACAACAUUCCCAAAGUACAAAAGGAGUAAUGUUUGAUUUAUUAUUAUAUGAUACGGUAAAUUUAAUUACAUAGCAAUAGUCAUUUAUCUUAACUAAACGUAAUGUAUGCAUGAGCACUUUCCAAAAUUACACAGCAUACUCUUGUUUGCUGGGAUUUAUGUAAUUGGAAAUAAAUAGUUCGUAAAACAUAGGUAAUUUGUUGAAACUUUUAGUGGCAGGACUUUUACAUUAUUUUGCCAUUGGAGAUAUCUAGUGCAAUAGAGCAUAAUAUCUUUAUUUUGUCGACUUAAAAUGAUAAUGGUUAUAUUGUAUUGCCAGGACAAGGCAAUUUAUAAACUUAUUUUAAUACUAAGAAUUUAAUCAAUAUAAGUACGAUAACGUUAUUUGAAUACAUAAAAAAGUUCUUGAA